Phyllostomus hastatus (greater spear-nosed bat) is the source of this 2341-nucleotide messenger RNA. RefSeq names its product SH2 domain containing 2A (gene SH2D2A). Gene Ontology annotation, cellular component: cytoplasm. The coding region runs from base 1 to 1431 and encodes 476 amino acids. The transcript is spliced from 9 exons. The record is from RefSeq and is a predicted model, not a curated record. Lineage: Eukaryota; Metazoa; Chordata; Mammalia; Chiroptera; Phyllostomidae.
AUGGAGGCUUUGCACGGGCCCAAGAUCAUCCGAGCCAUCUCGCCGAGGGCUAGGGCUGUCGGUAAAGCCGCAUUUCCUGCUCCAGGGGCUGGGGUGAGAGGGGAACUGCUGAGUGUGCACACCUUUCCAGAGCGCAGACACAUACCCUGCCUCCGGGGCUCCCUCUCGGGCUGCCGCCACGGACUUCCCCCGGCCCAGAUAGGCCCCCACGGGAGUCACAAAACCCCUACCCCAACCUCCAGCACCUUCCAGCCCAUGGACUUGACCUACAAAAGCUGCCAGGGCCUGGGCUUGCUUCCAGUGCCCAGACUCCAGGCCCUAAAGGCUGAGGAGGCCCAGUUCAUCCCUACAGCCCCGGAUGUCCACACUGGGGCAUCUUCGCAGGCCCUGGGGGCUGCCCCCAGCCCAGAAGACACUGGAAGGGCUGAGGAGGUGCCUAGGGAAGGAGGCCAAUCCCUGCAGGCUGAGACCCGGGCUUGGUUCCAGAAGACCCAGGCCCAGGGGCUCCUGCAGCACGGGGCGGCCCCUCCUUGGUUCCACGGCUUCAUCACCCGGAGGGAGGCCGAAAGGCUGCUAGAGACCAAGCCCGAGGGUUGCUACUUGGUGCGGUUCAGCGAGAGCGCUGUGACCUUCGUGCUGACCUACAGGAGCCGGACUUGCUGCCGCCAUUUCCUGCUGGCCCAGCUCGGGGACGGACGCCACAUGGUGCUGGGCGAGGACAGUGCCCACUGGCGGCUGCAGGACCUGCUGCGGUACUACACGGGGUCCCCUCUCAGCCCCUACGGGGAGACGCUCAGCCAGCCCCUUGCCCGCGAGACUCCUGAGCCUGCAGGACUUUCCUUACGGACUGAAGAAUCAGACUCUGGAAGCAAAAGCCAAUACCUGCACCCCCAGUACAGCCCAGUUCUCAAAAAUGAGAAUCCCAGAGCCCCCACACAGAAAGAUGGGAACUGCGAGCCAAAGGAGCCCCCUAGGCCCAAGCCUCCUGUGCCCGCUAAACCUCAGCUACCCCCCGAAGUCUACACAAGCUCGACUCCACGACCUCGCCCAGCUGUGCCCCCCAAGCCCUCCAACCCCAUCUACCACGAGCCUGAUGAACCCAUAGCCUUCUACGCCAUGGGCAGGGGCAGCCCUGGGGAAGCCCCCAGCAACAUUUAUGCUGAGGUGGAAGUGGCGGUGCCCUCAGGGAGUAAGGGCCCACCGUGCAUCCUCCAGCACCCGGUCCUCUGGAAGUACCAGUCCAGGCCUGUCCCAGGAAGCCAGAAUCCAGGUGGCCGGCAGCUGUGUUCUGAAAAUUCUGUGGCUGAACAAGGCUCUCUCGUGUCCCACCAGCCCCUGCCUCUCUGGGGACACAGCCUCCCUCAUGCCCUUCCUAGACAGGUGCUUCAGGACAGAGGACAAGCGUGUCUUUCCCUGGGGCCUCCUCAGUAGCCGGUGAUUCUGAGCGAGGAUGACCUGGAACAUCUGGUCCAGAGACUUCACACACACCCAGGUGUCCUUCUCGGGAAAUGUGGAUGGAACAAACUAUAGGUGAUCAGAGCUGGAAAGGACCUCAGUGCCAUCUAUUGCAAAGAUGGCAAAAAGGUGUUACCUUGGUAUGCCAACACCAAUCCAUUAGUCUUUGCUGCCCAGGUCACUGCAUUGGAAAAGCUGUUAAGGUCAUCUCUGAAUUCAGCAGAAAAGAGCACCGUGAUUGAUUAGUGAUGUCUGCUAUGGGUGAGGGAAGGAAGAGGAGCAGCUUCUAUUUUUGCCCUUCCUGAUCAAGUCCAACUGUCUCACUGUGCAGAUAAGUAAACGAAGCCAGAGUGGGCUAGUGACUUGCCGAAGUCAAGGACUAGGACCCAGGCCUGAUUUCCUGGUUUGGAGCUCUGUUCCUGACCCCACAUCCACUAGGUCUUCACAGGAAAUGUCAGAAAUUUCCUGAGAUAGGAAAUUUGGCUGCUCUCCAGAGUUCUACCACAUUGGGUCCUGGGUGCUGGAUCCUUUCCUCAGAUCCCACCAUAGCCCUGUUACCCUGUAGGGCUGGGAUCCCACAAAAAAGCCUAGAGGUCAGAAGAGCAAAUGUGGAAUCCACUCCCUGUUAGGGACACGCCCACUGGUUCCCCCACAGACUCCUCAGUGCUUGGUGCUCCUGUGAAGAUGUGGGCUAGCAGGGCCCUGCUGCCUCCCGCUGCCCUGGCCUCUCGUGGAAUCUGAUUUCCUUGGCCCUCUGAGCCUUUGAGCCUGGGCCCUGGUCCAAUGCUGCUGUUGUCUGAGGGUUGGUUUGGCGAGAACAGAUGUUAGAACUUGUUUGUUGAUUCUUGUCUGGCUAAUAAAUCAUCGCCAACCACUUCCCCCUACA